Messenger RNA from Metarhizium brunneum ARSEF 3297, 1026 nucleotides. RefSeq names its product Short-chain dehydrogenase TIC 32. The record is from RefSeq and is a predicted model, not a curated record. NCBI's taxonomy places the organism in Eukaryota, Fungi, Ascomycota, Sordariomycetes, Hypocreales, Clavicipitaceae.
AUGUCAGACGCAUUCCACCCCUACGCCGACCUCUACGUCAACCCCUCCGGCCCGGGAGACCAGCGCCCUACCGCGCUCAGGGUCGUCCAAGACAGCGGCGCAAAGGGCACAUGGGCCGGCAGAGUGGUCCUCGUCACCGGCGGCACAGCCGGCAUUGGCGUGGAGACGGUCCGGGCCAUGCACAGCACCGGCGCAGACGUCUACUUCACGGCCCGGAGCCUCGAAAAGGCCGCUGCCACAAAGGAGGACGUCCUCAAGACCACCUCGGGCAAAGGCAAGCUGGAAGUCGUCGAGAUGGACAUGGACUCGCUCGAUUCCGUCCGCAAAGCCGCCAAGGACUUUCUCGGCAGGAGCAGCAAGCUGAAUGUCCUCAUCAACAACGCCGGAAUCAUGGCAUGCCCAUACACCAAGACCAAGGACGGCUUCGAGCGCCAGUUCGCAGUCAACCACCUCGCGCACUACCUCUUCACCCGCCUCCUCCUCCCGACGCUCAUCUCCAGCUCGACGCCCGCCUUCAACUCGCGCAUCGUCAACGUCUCCUCCUCGGGACACGGCAUGUCCCCCGUCAACUUUGACAACUACAACUUCGACCAACCCGACUCCUACGACCCCUGGCUUAGCUACGGCCAGUCCAAGACGGCCAACAUCUGGACCGCCAGCUACCUCGACCGCGCGCUUGGGUCCCGCGGCGUCCACGCCCUCUCCCUGCACCCCGGCGGCAUCUGGACCGGUCUGGCUACCUACCUGCCCGACGAGGUGGUGGACUCGUGGAAGAGCGAUGAGAAAGUGAGCACGCAGAUGUUGAACCCUCCGCAGGGCGCUGCCACCUCUGUCUGGGCCGCCGUCGCACCGGUCUGGGAGGGCAAGGGCGGAAAGUACCUUACCAACUGUAGUGUUGCGAGCAAUGCAGCCGGCACCGUGGAAGUUCUGGAUCCCGGCGCGGCCCCUCAUGCGUAUGAUGUCCAAGCCGAGGAUAGGCUCUGGGAGCUGAGCGCCAAGCUGGUCGGCGUCGAAAAGGAUGUCUAA